Messenger RNA from Cylicostephanus goldi, 593 nucleotides. The record is from the annotation of a GenBank genome assembly. NCBI's taxonomy places the organism in Eukaryota, Metazoa, Nematoda, Chromadorea, Rhabditida, Strongylidae.
AUGGAGUCUGAUACGGAUCGGCUUUCCGCGAAACAACGCUUGGGCCGAAGUCCUAGUCGAAUGCCCACACAACUCAUUCAACCAACAGGAGAUGACGAAUCUGAUUCUGACGAACCGCUCCUUUCGGGAUCCGGAAAUGUGAGCAAAGAUUGUCCAGAGGAGCUAAUGAAGCAGUGGACAGAAUGCAUAGAACAGUGGAAGAAGAGUGAGGGAGGCGAAAAGCCGGAAAUAGUAUCGUCUCUGAUCCUCAACGGUGUGCCUGACGUUUUACGCGGAGAAGUUUGGAGGCUGCUCGCUAAGGUUCAUCUCGAUCCAGAACUCGUUAAUACCUAUCACUUACUUCUAGGCAAGGAUUGCCCCUCGGAACAAGUCAUAUUGAGGGAUAUUCAUCGGACCUUCCCAGCUCAUGAGAAUUUUAAAGAAGCAGGGGGAGAAGGUCAAGAAUCUUUGUAUAAAAUUAGCAAGGCGUACUCUCUUUACGACGAAGAAGUGUCAUAUUGUCAAGGAUUAUCUUUUCUGGCGGCCAGCCUUCUGCUUCAUGUAAGUAUUUAUUGUAUUAACCUUUACCUUCUUUACUUUAUCAUGUUUUGAUG